UAUAUUCUUGUUCAAACUUUUGUGUAUAUUUUUUCAGUUGCGUGUGUAUAUGUGUUCUAUAACUGGUAUGAGGGAGACUGUGAUAAUUCUCUACAUUUUGUGUAUUGUUUCAGUUGCGUGGGUAUAUGUGUACUAUAACUGGUAUGAGGGAGACUGUGAUAAUUCUCUACAUUUUGUGUAUAUUGUUUCAGUUGCGUGUGUAUAUGUGUACUAUAACUGGUUUGAGGGAGACUGUGAUAAUUCUCUUCAUUUUGUGUGCAAGAGAAUUGCUGCAAAUUCAAGUCAGAUGUGUAUCACAACAUCGCCAUUACCAACAACAAUAAUUACGACUUCCUCGAACACCAUCAAACAUUCCAGCUCUCAAUUUACUGGUAACGUACAAACAACUGAAUCUGAAGUGAAAAACACCAACCAAGAAUAUACCAGCGACGAACUUACAACGGAUUCACUGCGAAGAACUUCUAAACAAAUAACACCCACUAUACAUAAAUCCACAGAAGAAAAUAUGAAAAAUUCACAACAAACAACUUUAUCUCACGGAAAGACAGAUAACAUAUUGUCGGAAGAAGAACUAUCAACAAACAGCUUGUCAUCAAAGAAAGAUCAACCCCAAACAAGGUCAACUACUGUCAAAAUAAAAUCGUCAACUAAGAAACCGGCUCCACUUUUACCACACGAGAUCGACGAAAAGGUCCAAGAAAUUGUCAAAAACCUGAAGAUUUACAACUUACCUAAGCGAUCGGCUAGAGAGGCACCAGGAGGAGAGGCUAUCGGGGCUGUAGCUUUGUUUAUCCUGAUUGGUAUUUUAGGCGGAAUUGUCCUGCUGGAUCUAGUCACUAUACAGAAUCAUCUGAAAUUGUUCAUGCGGAACAUCAGACGUAGACCUUAUAAAGCCAAGAAAAAGAAUAUUGAACAACCUGACGAUUCGUCGGCUUCGGCAAUUUCAGAAGAAACAUAUCGGCGAACAGUUUGAGAAUUACCUAUUUACAAGGAAAUUGCCCAUUUAUACACUAUAUAUUGUUUAUGGCUUGUUUUGUAAAGAAGACAUUAUUUUCUAAAUAUAAGAUUCCAAUU
Molecule: messenger RNA, 1074 nt
Organism: Mytilus trossulus (common blue mussel)
Lineage: Eukaryota; Metazoa; Mollusca; Bivalvia; Mytilida; Mytilidae
Exons: 3
Coding region: 50-973 (307 amino acids)
Source: RefSeq, a predicted model, not a curated record